AUGGGAUUAAUUGAGAGCCCAGAAGUGGGCAAAGCAGAGAGGAUGAUGAUGGAGGACAAGCUCACUAGUCUCCCCGAUGAAAUUCUUCAACACAUUCUCUCCUUUCUCGAUACGAAGAUGGCAGUUCAAACUAGUGUCGUGUGCAAGAGAUUGAGGUACCUCUGGGUUUCCCUUCCCGUUCUCAGCAUCGAUAGUGAGUCCUUCCGUUAUUACUCUUCCUUCUCCGAUUUCGUCCUCUCUGUUCUUUCUCGCAAGGACGCCUCUAGCAACAUUUGCAAGUUCUGGUUCGAUAUAUCUAACCCCAUUUACUCUUCAAUUCAAAUGUGCAUAGAUAGCCAUGAUUUGUUUGAGCCUCUUGUGAAGAGGGUCAUCGAUCAUGUUGUCGAUCAUGGGGUUCAACAUUUGAGCUUCCAUUUUCCUCGCAUUGUGGAUGAAUUGCCCCGGCUUUUCUAUUGCCAAUCCUUGAAAACCCUUGAAUUGCUUGAAAUAAUUAUUCCGCCCAACACAAAUUUGGAUUUUCAUACCUUGACUAGUUUGCAUCUUGUGAAAUGCUCCUUUAUAUUGGAUGGGGAAGGUACCUUGGAUCCUUUUCAAUGUUGUUUCAAUUUGAAAAAUUUGGUGAUAAGUGAUUGUCGAAUUCCGUCUAGAGUUAAAAGUUUUGAAAUUUCUGCACCUCAGCUCACGAACUUGACUAUAUCAAGGAUGGAACAUGUUCGAAAUCUUAAUCCACACUGUAAGAUUGUUCUCACUUCAACAAAAAUAACAUCUUUCAAAUUUGUUGAGUCCCACAUCCUCGAGUUCUCCAUUCCUGCACUUCCCUUCAUUGAGAGUGUGGAUGUUGAUGCUCUUCUAGCUGAUUAUCUAUUUGGUAACGAGGGAUUGGCAAAAAGAAAGUUCGUUUCUCAUUUGAUUGAAAUGCUUCGGGCAAUUGGUGGUGCAGAGAUUGUGGGGUUAUCUUUUGAAACUUUAACUAUGCUUUCCAAGUUUCCUGAUGUUCUGCGCUGCCCUUCUCUUUUUAGUAGAAUGAAGGUUUUAAAAGUUAAAGUGCCACAUGGACCCAGCUCCUUCACCAUUCCUGACAAGAUCAUAACCUCGCUUUUCAGUGGUUCUCCAACUAAAGAUUUCAGGGUGGAACACCUUAAGAAGCAACAAGGAAGAGCACAAGAGAGGUUAUAUAUCUGAUUUUGGUGAAUUUAUAAGGUGGAAGAUGUAGUUCCAAAAGUUGGCUUCAUCAGUCCAACCAUCUAAAGAGGUGGAAUGAUGACUGCUUGAGAAAUCAAUAAUUUGGAUGGUGAUUCUCAAACAAAGUAGUUCCAUUAUGAGCAACACUGUGCUUUGGGCUAAAGAUUGUUUUGGUGAUGCCAUGACUAUGCAGGUAGGAGCUAAGGAUUAUAGGGUCAUUAUUGCACUUUGUAGUGUGUGCCUGCUGAUACUGAUAAUAGUGCGAGGAAGAGCAGAAAUCAACACUUGUUCAAAAUUUUUUUUUCCCCUGUUUUCUGGUUUUCUUUUGUGUUUAUUUGUGUGUGUGUGAGAUAGAGAGGUAAAGUUAUCAACUUUACUUGCAGAACAUCAGAGAUACAAUCAUCGGCUACAUGUUGAUAAGAUUAAAAAAUAGCAACUUAUGCUUAA
Messenger RNA from Neltuma alba, 1629 nucleotides. Its product is annotated as F-box/LRR-repeat protein 25. The record is from RefSeq and is a predicted model, not a curated record. Lineage: Eukaryota; Viridiplantae; Streptophyta; Magnoliopsida; Fabales; Fabaceae. The coding region runs from base 1 to 1182 and encodes 393 amino acids. The transcript is spliced from 4 exons. Gene Ontology annotation, molecular function: protein binding.